Owenia fusiformis is the source of this 1150-nucleotide messenger RNA. The record is from the annotation of a GenBank genome assembly. NCBI's taxonomy places the organism in Eukaryota, Metazoa, Annelida, Polychaeta, Sabellida, Oweniidae.
AUUGGAGGAUGGCAGUAACAAAUAAACGAAUACUUUAUGUUGGAGGUCUCUCCGAAGAGGUAGAAGAGAAGAUUCUUCAUGCAGCAUUUGUGCCAUUUGGUGACCUUAUCGAUAUCAACAUCCCAUUAGAUUAUGAAACAGAGAAACAUAAAGGAUUUGCAUUUGUAGAGUUUGAACUAGCAGAGGAUGCAGCUGCUGCCAUAGAUAAUAUGAAUGACUCUGAGCUCUUUGGAAGAACUAUACGUGUAAACAUGGCCAGGCCACAGAAAGUUGCCAAAAUGAAACCAGUAUGGUCGGAGGACACAUGGUUGAAGGAACAUGCGGGUGCCACACUAGAUAAUGACAAUGAUGAAGAGGGGGGAGAGACUGGGGGACAGAAGAGGUCUGCUGAAGAGACUACAACAACUACAGAGCCUGCAAGCAAGAAAUCAAAGGGGAAUAGCCAGGUGUACUUGGACAUCAAGAUAGGUGGCAGAGAUGCUGGAAGAAUUGUUUGUGAACUGAGAGCUGAUGUAGUUCCAAGAACUGCAGAAAACUUUAGAUGUUUGUGCACUCACGAAAAAGGAUUUGGCUUCAAAGGAAGUUCAUUCCAUAGAAUUAUACCUUCAUUUAUGUGCCAAGGGGGAGAUUUCACAAACCACAAUGGAACUGGAGGGAAGUCCAUAUAUGGUGGAAAAUUUAAUGAUGAAAAUUUUGUUUUAAAACAUACUAGUCCAGGUACAUUAUCUAUGGCAAACUCUGGACCAAAUACAAAUGGAUCUCAGUUCUUUAUAUGUACAGAAGCCACUGAAUGGCUAGACAAUAAACAUGUAGUGUUUGGGAGAGUUAUAGAUGGCAUGGAUGUAGUACGAAAAAUGGAGAAUUUAGGAAGUAAAUCAGGAAAACCAGUACAGAAGUGUAUGAUAGCAGACUGUGGGGAGUAUGUGUGAUGACAAUAUGAGAACAUUUGAAAAUAUAACUAUCUGGAGUUAUAUACAAGCACAGUAAAACCUGUCUCAGUGAACAUCUCUCUAGUGAACACCUCUCUCUAGUGAUUCACUCCUGUCUCAAGUGGACACCCUUUCUCCUCACAUACUCAACUGACCUCUCUUUAGUGAACACCUACCUACAGUGAACAUGUUUGUGUGGCUCCUUAGGGGUUCACUGUACA